This is a messenger RNA of Piliocolobus tephrosceles (Ugandan red Colobus), 892 nucleotides long. RefSeq names its product H2B clustered histone 15 (gene H2BC15). Gene Ontology annotation, cellular component: nucleosome. The record is from RefSeq and is a predicted model, not a curated record. Lineage: Eukaryota; Metazoa; Chordata; Mammalia; Primates; Cercopithecidae. The transcript has a single exon. The coding region runs from base 70 to 450 and encodes 126 amino acids. Gene Ontology annotation, molecular function: DNA binding; protein heterodimerization activity; structural constituent of chromatin.
GGUAGGUAGACAGUGCUACCGAUUUUCUUCUCGUUUUUUUCUCCAAUUUUCUGGCAGUUACUACCAGCCAUGCCUGAACCCUCAAAGUCCGCUCCCGCCCCGAAGAAAGGCUCCAAGAAGGCGGUGACAAAGGCCCAGAAGAAGGACGGCAAGAAGCGCAAGCGCAGCCGCAAGGAGAGCUACUCCGUGUACGUGUACAAGGUUCUGAAGCAGGUCCACCCCGACACCGGCAUCUCCUCUAAGGCCAUGGGAAUCAUGAACUCCUUCGUCAAUGAUAUCUUCGAGCGCAUCGCGGGUGAGGCUUCCCGCCUGGCGCAUUACAACAAGCGCUCGACCAUCACCUCCAGGGAGAUCCAGACGGCCGUGCGCCUGUUGCUCCCCGGGGAGCUGGCCAAGCACGCGGUGUCGGAGGGCACCAAGGCCGUCACCAAGUACACCAGCUCCAAGUGAGCCCGCCCACCGCGGAGUCCGGUCAGUCUCGGCCCACACCCCAAAGGCUCUUUUCAGAGCCACUCAGUCUUCCCAAAGAGAGCUGGCACUCACUUUUCUUACAGCAGAUAUUUCUUAAUUGUUACAAAGAAGAUUUACAAGAUUCCUUACUUUGUCAUUGUUAGAAACUAAUUUUGGCUCAAGCCUCUAAUCCCAGCACUCUGGGGAGCCGAGGCGGGUGGAUCACGUGAAGUUAGGAGUUAAAGACGAGCCUGGCCAACAUGGUGAAACCCUCGUAUCUACUAAAAAUACAAAAAAAUUAGCUGGGCGUGGUGGCGGACGCCUGUAAUCCCAGCUACUCGGGAAGCUGAGGCAGGAGAAUGGCUUGAACCCGGGAGACGGAGGUUGCAGUGAGCCGAGAUCGGGCCAUUGCACUCCAGCGUGGGCAAUAAGAGCGAAACUC